Molecule: messenger RNA, 726 nt
Organism: Onychomys torridus (southern grasshopper mouse)
Lineage: Eukaryota; Metazoa; Chordata; Mammalia; Rodentia; Cricetidae
Gene: Sst
Product: somatostatin
Exons: 2
Coding region: 224-574 (116 amino acids)
Biological process (GO): regulation of cell migration
Cellular component (GO): extracellular region
Molecular function (GO): hormone activity
Source: RefSeq, a predicted model, not a curated record
CUCACUUCUGUGAUUGAUUUUGAGAGGCUAAUGGUGCGUAAAAGCACUGGUGAGAUCUGGGGGCGCCUCCUCGACUGACGUCAGAGAGAGAGUUUAAAAGGGGGAGACCGUGGAGAGCUCGAUAGCGGCUGAAGGAGAGGCUACCCGGAGCCGUUGCUGCUGCUGACGACCCGCGACCAGACUGACCCACCGCGCUCCAACUCGGCUGCCUGUGGCCGCAGAGAUGCUGUCCUGCCGCCUCCAGUGCGCGCUGGCCGCGCUCUGCAUCGUCCUGGCCUUGGGCGGUGUCACCGGCGCGCCCUCGGACCCCAGACUCCGCCAGUUUCUGCAGAAGUCUCUGGCGGCUGCCGCAGGAAAACAGGAACUGGCCAAGUACUUCUUGGCAGAGCUGCUCUCGGAACCCAACCAGACAGAGAAUGAUGCCCUGGAGCCCGAGGAUCUGCCCCAGGCAGCGGAGCAGGACGAAAUGAGGCUGGAGCUGCAGAGGUCCGCCAACUCGAACCCAGCCAUGGCACCCCGGGAACGCAAAGCUGGCUGCAAGAACUUCUUCUGGAAGACGUUCACAUCCUGUUAGCUUUAGUAUUGUUGUCUCAGCCAGACCCCUGACCCUCUCUUCCAAACCCAAUCUCUCUUCCUUAACCCCCAUCCUCCCAAUGCUCAACUAGACCCUGCAUUAGAAAUUGAAGACUGUAAAUACAAAAUAAAAUUAUGGUGAAAUUACGAAAA